This is a messenger RNA of Anguilla rostrata (American eel), 6694 nucleotides long. RefSeq names its product collagen, type V, alpha 3a (gene col5a3a). Gene Ontology annotation, molecular function: extracellular matrix structural constituent conferring tensile strength. The transcript is spliced from 62 exons. Lineage: Eukaryota; Metazoa; Chordata; Actinopteri; Anguilliformes; Anguillidae. The coding region runs from base 139 to 4707 and encodes 1522 amino acids. The record is from RefSeq and is a predicted model, not a curated record. Gene Ontology annotation, biological process: extracellular matrix organization.
ACAGUGCUGCCCUCCACAGAGCCGUCUCCGUUAGCAACCAUCACAACACUACCCGAGACCGCCCCCUACGUCCCCCUGGCAACCGAGGCGGGGACUCUGAGCCCCGCCCUCCUGCCGGAAACGUCGGAGCUCCAAGAGAUGCCCACCCAUGAGCCCGAUUUCGGCGUGGAGGAGGCCCCCACUGUGGUGCCCAGCGUGCUGCCCGAAUCCCCGAGUCCUGGGGUGGAGGUUGAUCGCCGCCCCAAACAGCCAGAGGUGGAGGAGUUUGGGGAAGACUUCUACAGCGACCUUUACGAUGACCUCUCUGUCUCCACGGUAACCGUGGCCCCCAACGUCACCGAGUACGAGAUCAUAGAGUAUGAAGAUUACAUCAAUGGCACUGAGUACCACGAGCAGGAGUAUGAAGAGUAUGAAGAAUAUGAAGAUCGAUUUGGAUUGGUGGAGAGAGAAGAUGCAGACACCUGGGAUGGGCAGAACAAAAACGUCCAGCCCGAGAAGGGAGAAAAGGGAGAGCCUGCUAUAUUUGAACCGGGCACGUUGAUAGAAGGCCCCCAUGGCCCCCCAGGACCAGAGGGGCCCCCAGGUGUAUCUGGUCCCCCCGGACCUCCAGGGCCACGAGGGGACCCAGGAGAACUGGGUCCUCCGGGACGACCGGGUCUUUCCGGGGCUGAUGGGAUACCGGGUCCUCCAGGCACGAUGCUGAUGUUACCGUUCCAGUAUGGGAACGACGGGCAGAAAGGUCCGGUGGUCUCCGCGCAGGAGGCUCAGGCCCAGGCCAUACUCCAGCAAACCAAGCUCUCGUUGAAAGGGCCACCAGGACCACUGGGCCUGACAGGACGGCCUGGACCACUGGGUCUUCCUGGUCCUUCGGGACUGAAGGGGGACAGCGGGGAGCAUGGUCCAGCGGGUCCUAGGGGACUGCCUGGAGCUGCAGGUCUUAAUGGAAAGCUGGGGAAAAGGGGGCGUUCAGGAGCGGAUGGUAAUAGAGGAGCCCCAGGAGAGACAGGCGGCAAGGGUGACCGAGGCUUCGAUGGACUCCCAGGUCUCCCUGGGAAUAAGGGACACAGAGGAGAGCGAGGGAAGCCGGGACCUCACGGUCCACUUGGAGAUCCAGGGGAGAAGGGUUCCGAUGGACCUGCAGGACCAAGAGGACAAGCAGGAGAGCCUGGGUCUCGAGGGCUUGUGGGACCCAGAGGACCUCCCGGACCUCCAGGCCAGCCUGGCAUUCGCGGUGUGGAUGGGGUUCAAGGGUCAAAGGGAAACUUGGGACCCCCUGGGGAGCCAGGACCCCCAGGGCAGCAAGGAAACCCUGGAUACCAGGGUCUGCCUGGGGCUCAGGGCCCCAUUGGCCUGCCUGGCGAAAAGGGUCCUCAGGGAAAGUCGGGCAUGCAGGGUCUGCCUGGUAUAGAUGGUCCUCCGGGUCACCCCGGAAGAGAGGGACCUCCAGGAGAGAAGGGGCUGCAGGGUCUCCCAGGAGCUCAGGGACCCAUUGGAUACCCUGGAUCACGUGGUGUGAAGGGAGCAGAUGGGGUCAGAGGCUUGAAGGGGAGCAAAGGAGAGAAGGGUGAAGAUGGCUUCCCUGGCUCCAAAGGGGACAUGGGCAUCAAGGGAGAUCGGGGUGAUAACGGACCCACAGGGGUUCGUGGUGAGGAUGGACCAGAGGGACUGAAGGGCCAAUCGGGGCCCCUCGGAGAAUCAGGUCCACUUGGCACUGCAGGAGAGAAGGGUAAACUUGGUGUUCCGGGUUUGCCUGGGUAUCCGGGACGACAGGGACCGAAGGGAUCUGUGGGAUUCCCCGGGGCUGCUGGGGUGGUGGGAGAAAAGGGGAAAAGGGGUCCAGGGGGUCAGCCAGGAGGAGCGGGUCAGAGGGGGCCCACGGGUGCACGAGGAGGUAGGGGUGCAAGAGGACCCACUGGAAAACCGGGAGCCAAGGGCUCUGCAGGACACGAUGGACCCGCAGGACCAAGUGGAGAGAGGGGACCCCAAGGACCCCAGGGGCGUAAUGGGGAGCCGGGGCCUAAAGGACCAAAUGGCCCAGGAGGGAAAGAUGGGCUGCCAGGUCAUCCAGGCCAGCGGGGGGAGCCGGGCUUCCAGGGGAAGACGGGCCCUCCGGGGCCAACAGGUGUGGUCGGACCUCAGGGUAAAUCGGGAGAAACGGGGCCAAUGGGGGAGAGGGGACACCCUGGGUCACCUGGACCUCCCGGUGAGCAGGGGUUACCUGGAGCAGCGGGUAAAGAAGGAGCUAAGGGCGACCCUGGUCCCGCAGGGAUUCCUGGGAAGAGUGGCCCUGCCGGACUGCGAGGCUUCAGAGGGGGCAGAGGGAUCCCUGGCGCCAUGGGUCCUCCCGGUCUGAAAGGAGGAGAAGGACCCACAGGUUCUCCGGGAGCUGUUGGGGCUGCUGGGGAGAGGGGACCCCCUGGCGCUGCUGGAGCGAUUGGACAGCCUGGUCGUCCCGGUAGUGUGGGGCCUCCUGGACCGAUGGGAGAGAAAGGGGAGCCGGGAGAGAAGGGCCCGAUUGGACCAGCCGGACACGAUGGAGACCAGGGCAUGCUGGGACUGCCGGGGACAGGCGGGCCUCCAGGACCCCCCGGAGAGGAUGGAGACAAGGGUGAGACCGGAGGGCCAGGGCAGAAGGGCAGCAAAGGAGACAAAGGCGAACUUGGACCCCCAGGACCGCAUGGGAGUCAGGGACCUGUUGGCCAGCCCGGAAUACCUGGUGUGGACGGGGAGCCUGGGCCACGGGGGCAGCAGGGGAUGUACGGUCAGAAGGGGGAUGAAGGACUGCGUGGCUUUAAAGGAGCAACUGGCCCCAUAGGGCUGCAGGGCAUGCCAGGACCACCAGGAGAGAAGGGAGAGAGCGGACAUGUCGGCCUUAUGGGUCCUCCAGGUCAGCAUGGCCCCAGGGGUCCCCAGGGACCCAUCGGUGGAGAGGGACCGCAAGGAUUGCCUGGCGGAGUGGGUCAGCCUGGACCCGUAGGGGAGAAGGGGGAGGACGGAGAGGCAGGGAGCCCAGGACAGGUCGGAGAGGCCGGCCCUCCGGGUGAGAAAGGAGAGCUGGGUGAGAAGGGUGACUCGGGACUCCCAGGAGCAGCUGGGCCCCCGGGUGCUAAGGGACCCGCUGGGGAGGACGGUGCCAAAGGCAACCCUGGACCUAUUGGGUUUCCAGGAGAUCCUGGACCCCCCGGAGAGGCAGGAAUAAAUGGAGUAGAUGGAGGAGCAGGAGAGAAAGGAGAUGCUGGUGAUCCUGGAAAAUCGGGGCCACCAGGAGCCUCAGGCGAGCCGGGCCCCCCAGGGGCCCCCGGAAGGAGGGGUCAUCUAGGGGCUGCUGGAAAAGAAGGGAAGGCAGGUGCAAAGGGAGCAAAGGGGGCGUCGGGCACAGAGGGGCUGAUGGGGAAGACCGGGCCAGUGGGACCCCAGGGGCAGCCCGGCAAGGCCGGUCCCCAGGGACUGCGUGGAAUUCCUGGACCUGCGGGGGAACAAGGCUUGAACGGCCCCCCUGGGCAGACUGGACCUCCGGGACCCAUGGGACCUCCGGGUCUGCCGGGACUGAAAGGGGACCCCGGGCGAAAGGGAGACAAGGGUCAUGGUGGUUUGAUUGGUCUGAUCGGCCCCCCGGGGGAGAUGGGUGAGAAGGGUGACAGGGGCCUGCCAGGGAACCAGGGCCUGCAGGGGCCCAAGGGCGAUGAGGGUUUAACUGGUCUUGCUGGUCCCAAUGGCCCUCCUGGACCUCCAGGUCUAUCUGGUAUGGUUGGCCAGAAAGGAUCAAAAGGGAAUCAGGGGCCCAUUGGUCCCCGAGGAGAUACAGGACCUGCUGGCCACCCAGGACCUCCGGGUCCCCCCGCCUCGGGGAUCGAUCCGCCCCCCCUGCCGCAGGGGCGGAGGAAGAGGCGGAGGCACUCUCAGGUGGACGGGGCCGGCAUGGAGGAGGACCGGGAGGAGGAGGAGGGGGAGGAGGAGGAGGAGGGGGAGGAAUACGUGCAGGGAGACCAGGCUCUGGAAGACCCCGAGGGGAUGGAGGAGGUGUUCGCCUCCCUCACCUCCAUGAAGACGGAGGUGGAGAUCAUGAGGAAGCCCGUGGGCACCUACGAGAGCCCCGCCCGCACCUGCAAGGAGCUCUUCAUGUGCCAUCCGGACUACAGAGACGGCGAGUACUGGAUCGACCCAAACCAGGGCUGCCACAGGGACUCUUUCAAGGUGUUCUGCAACUUCACAGCUGAAGGCGAUACCUGCCUCUUCCCUGACAAAAAGAUAGAAUCAGUGAAGCUGGCUGCCUGGAACCGGGAGAAGCCAGGCACCUGGUUCAGCAAGUUCCGCAAAGGCAAACAGUUCUCCUACGUCGACGCGGACGGGAAGCCCGUGCCGGUGGUGCAGCUGACCUUCCUCAAGCUCCUGAGCGCCAUGGGGAAGCAGACCUUCGCCUACUCCUGCCAGAACUCCGCGGGCUGGUACGACAGCGCCACCCGCAGCCACCAGCGCGCCCUGCGCCUGCGGGGCAGCAACGACGAGGAGCUGUCGCAGGCCAAGACCCCCUUUUUACAGGCGCUGUACGACGGCUGCCAGUCUCGGAAGGGCCAGGAGCGGACGGUGCUGGAGGUGGACUCCCCCAGGGCAGACGUGCUCCCGAUCGUGGACGUGGCCGUCGCAGACUUCGGAAGCAGCAACCAGAAGUUUGGCUUCCAGGUCGGCCCCGUCUGUUUCAACGGUUAACGUCCAGCAGGGAAACAUCUGCACCAAACAAAAGCAAAAGAAAAAUGACUCAUCAUUUUGCCACAAGAAAUAUUUAUAUGUAUUUUUUGAAUCUGUGGUGGGUUUGUGGUAUUUUUAUUGACUUUUUGAACAUCCAAUGGGAGGCAAGGUCCCAUGACAAAUUGAACUGCGGUCAUUGGAGGAUGCCAGCCAGAAAGAAGAGGAACAUUUUGCAAAAGGGAAAUAUUCAGACAGACACAUUUCACUUCUGGUUAGCGCCAUGUUUUAAUUACUUCCACUCUCCCUGUUCACAAACAGUUUACUGUGUAAAAUACAUUAGAAUAAACACGGACAAAUCCAAUCAGACGCUGGCUGCCACUCCCAGCUGUGGGAGGAGUCAGUGUGUCACCAGUGGGAGGAGCCAAUGUGCCAUCAGUGGGAGGAGUCACAGUCACCAGUGGGUGGAGUCAGAGUGUCAACUGUGGGAGGAGUCAGUACCAGUUACGGGAAGCAUCUCUCACCUGUAGGAGAAGGAUUGUUUGCUAUUGUGGGAGAUGACUAGAGUGCCUUUUCACGCUUUGACCGUAACUUCACAAAAACCGGACAGAGCAGGAAGGGUUCGGUCAGGAACCCACAAACUCCUUUAGGUGCUUUACAUGUUGCUGCUGCAAGUUCCCUCGUGCAACCUACCCUUUUCGGAAUACAUUUUCUCAUACCUUAAAUCAUGCCAAGUUCGGAAAUUGGUAGUUUUUUUGUGGAACAUUUAAAACAAAUUAAUUUUACAGAAUAGGAGUUUGUUCUUAGAGUUAUUCUACUUUAUCAAGUGUACCAAAAUACUAAGAGGGAAGAGCAUUGAUUUUUUUUAACCAAAUAUGGGCCCCAGUAUUUUAUGAAAAUAUAACAAUUUUGUUUGCAGAGUGCAUUAAAUAUAUUUAUUCUGUUACCUCAUAAUAUUGGUCCUCUUGAACAUUAUCUUUAAGUGUGUUUUCUUUAACAGAAACAUAAGGCAAUGCAUUGCACAGUAAUUAAGAAUAUUGUGGCAUACAGUUUGUGAUUGCUCUGUGGUCCUUUUAGCAUUCCAUGUCAUGUGAUCUGCUCUUGAGAGUAAUUAGGCCCUUUUAACGCCACUCCGUCAGCUCGUUGUGGGGUGUGGCCAGUCAGUUGCCUGCGUCGUCAUGGUGACGCCAUACGGGCCAGAGGUGGGGGCCUCCUCUAGAGUCCCCUUUUUCGUCACUGGCUCCCGUUUUCAAAAAGAGUAACCUUUUCUCCGGAGUGCCAGAUCUUUUUUUCCAGGAUCAAGUUGUACUGUACUCUAACCUUGUGCGUGUUUUUGUCGUCAUUUUUUUGUUUUGUACUUUUGCGUGCGUCUUUACUCAGUGAUGGUGCUAAGAAAAACAUUCUCAAAUUUUUUGUUUCAUUUACAUUUUUUUUUUUUUUUUUUUGUAUCUGUUUGGGGGAGACAAGAUGGGGCAGGAGGGGCAGUGCUGUGGAAAUGGUGCAUACCACCCCAGGUAAUGCUGGGAAGCAAACUAUCAGAUUUUAAAAGAGUAGGUUUUUUUUUUUACACUACAUACACACUAAGAUCACUACCAUUUAAUACAUGACUGUACAAUCACUAUGUGACAGGCUAUAACCACUAUUAUGCGCAGGAUAGGCUAUAACCACUAUUAAACUUGUGAUAGGCUCUAAUCGCUAUUGCAGAAAGGCUAUAAUACAUUUUGCACAUAUGACAGGUUAUAAUCACUAUUGCACAUAUGACAGGUUAUAAUCACUAUUGCACAUAUGACAGGUUAUAAUUAGAAAUGACGGUUUUGGAUGAUUCUUUCCACCCUUCCCUCCCACCUGCCACUGUCCUCUCCACCCAAGUGUACAGAGUAAGUUUUACUAAUUUUAUAUACUGUACAGUUAUUCUUUAAGAACAAGUAAACAUAUUUCUUGCCUGAAUGGAAAAAAAAUGUAUUUGUGAAAAGUGAAGAUUGAAUGAAAUAAAAUAUUCUUGAAUAAAGUA